This is a messenger RNA of Neodiprion fabricii, 1100 nucleotides long. It is a transcript of the gene St2, whose product is annotated as luciferin sulfotransferase-like. The transcript has 6 exons. NCBI's taxonomy places the organism in Eukaryota, Metazoa, Arthropoda, Insecta, Hymenoptera, Diprionidae. Gene Ontology annotation, cellular component: cytoplasm. Gene Ontology annotation, biological process: sulfation. The record is from RefSeq and is a predicted model, not a curated record. Gene Ontology annotation, molecular function: sulfotransferase activity. The coding region runs from base 40 to 957 and encodes 305 amino acids.
UCCACCGUCGAUGGCGAGAUCGGUAAAAAGCUGGAUGUAAUGUUCGGUGUGAAGAACAGUUUUGUUCGAGUUGAACCGGGAUCCUGUUUAUUGCCGCCGCAGUACGCUCUUUACGGUCCAAAAAUACGGGACAUGGAGAUUCGGGAAGACGAUGUGUGGCUCGUCUCGUAUCCUCGUACAGGCAGUCAUUGGGUGCAGGAAAUGGCUUGGUGCAUCGGAAACGACUUCGACUACGAACAGGCGCAGACAUUGUUAGUUUUGCGCAAUCCACUUCUUGAAAGUUCGGCGCUGCUCGUCACCGGCGAGUACGUCGAUUGGUUCUCACAGAUGGGCAAUAGCGUUGAGAACGUUGAGAAAACGCCCAGUCCAAGAUACGUCAAAUCACAUUUACCCUGGGAUUUAUUGCCGUUACAAAUAAAGACUAAAAAACCGAAGAUAAUUUACGUCACUAGAAAUCCAAAGGAUACGUGUGUAUCCUUCUAUCAUUACUGCAAACUUAUGCACGAUAUACGAGGAUCGUUUGAAGAAUUUGCCGAACUCUUUCUGCAAGACACGACGCCAAUGGGUUCGUUUUGGAAUCACGUGCUAAAAUUUUGGGAACGCAGAGAUGAUAAUAAUAUUCUCUUUUUAACGUACGAAGAAAUGAAAAAGGACCAAGCUGGGGCGAUAAGGAAGACGGCGAAAUUUUUAAACAAAACUGUAACUGCAAGUCAAGUAUCGGGACUAUGCGAGCAUUUAAAAUUCUCAAAAAUGGCAGCGAACCCAGCAAUCAACUUGGAACACAUGAUUGGACACAGGGAUAACGUCGAUGCAAAAUUCAUUAGGAAAGGAAGAGUCGGGGAUUGGCGAAAUUACAUGAACGACGAAUUAGCGCAGAAGUUCGACGAGUGGAUAGAAAUUAACACGAAAGGAACCGGACUCAAGUUUGAAUUCAAACUGCCUGGACCCGAAGAAUAAAUAAUCGCGGAAUUUUGCGUUUCAUAUUCAGACGAAGAAAAUCUGUUGGAUCAUAAAAUCGGUUGACUAUUGGAAAAUCAAUUAUCUGGGAAUGGAUUCCGUAUAAAUUGGACAAUGGCUAUUACAAAAUAACAAAUGACACA